Messenger RNA from Penicillium griseofulvum, 1368 nucleotides. Its product is annotated as Heterokaryon incompatibility. Lineage: Eukaryota; Fungi; Ascomycota; Eurotiomycetes; Eurotiales; Aspergillaceae. The coding region runs from base 1 to 1368 and encodes 455 amino acids. The transcript has 3 exons. The record is from RefSeq and is a predicted model, not a curated record.
AUGGAUAUGUGUCUUGGCCGUCGCGAAUUGGAAGUUGAGCUGAGCACCCUAGCAAAAAUUCUACUUUGCGACCAGAUUCCUCUCAUCUGUAUUGAAACACCAACUCAGGGCAAAAAGACCCUAUCAAUCAAGCCGCUGCAAGCAAGCAUGCCAUAUGUCGCGAUCUCCCAUGUUUGGUCUGACGGUCUCGGGAACCUGCAACGUAAUUCUCUUCCUGAAUGCCAAUUCAAUCGCUUACGGGAUCUCGCACGAUCUUCCAAUCUUAUCACCCCAGAAAUUGAACUGAUCUGGAUAGAUACUCUCUGUAUUCCUCCAGACUCCGCAGAUUCCGAUAACGCUCAGAGGGCUGCUUUGCAGAGAAUGCGUGAAGUUUACGAAGGUGCAACUGCGGUCUUAGUCCUCGACUAUUGGCUGACCUCAUGCCAUAUAUCAGAUCUUUCCCCAAGUGAGAUCCUAAUGCGGAUCUUUCAUUCAAAUUGGAACCGACGUCUCUGGACAUACCAAGAAGGAGCUAUAGCUAAGAAGCUCAUUUUUCAAUUCCAGGACAGUGCUGUGGAUAUCGAUGAUCUUUUUCAAGAGUUUCUCAAAGACCGCAAUAUCUUUAUCGAUUUGACGCUUAGGAAUACUUUGACCAUCAAGUAUCGGAGUCUUCGUCAUUUCGGGCGAAACGCCACAGGCGUUGCAGAAGAUGAGGCUUUAUGUCUAGCGACCCUUAUGGGUUUAGAUAUGCAGCGAGUUUUAGAGUAUCCUCCAAAAUUGCGAAUGCAAGCCUUCUGGGGAAUGCUUGGCGAUGUCCCAAGUGAUAUCUUGCUGCACAAUGGUGAUAGGAUGAGCGAAAAUGGCUUGAGGUGGGCACCAAAGUCACUUUUAAUCUCACGUUCAUCUUCAAAUUUCAACCACGAAGGUCGCUAUGUGCCUGUCAAAUCAACUAUCGGCGUUCCUUUCGCUCAUAUUACUCCAAAGGGUCUUAAAUUCCAGCAAAGUGGUUUGGUCUUCAACGUAUACAAAACCUAUCUGGGAACAGCGCUUUGGCUGAUCGACGAUAAGCGAGUUCAUCACUCUUUUCAUUCUACCUUUUCCGAUCAGCAGCUACUUCAGCUUAAGUCUUGCUAUAUCACCGACGAGCCUCGAAAAAUUCCCGCCAUCCAGCCGCUAUCAGCUUAUGGCACAACAAAAUUAGCGUUCAUAUCCAUGACGGUUCCAGGUCCUCAACAUGGAGUGCGAAAGCGUGUUGGCAUAUUGGCAGCAAUCUUGUAUGAAAGCGAAGGUGUCCUUUACGGGAAGAAAAUAGCCACAGCCCUGGAUGAGCUGGAUGAGAAUCAAGUUCCUGUCAUUGAGAUGGCGAAGAUGGUUUUAAUGAAGAAUUAA